AUGGAGGUACCCCUCCCGGAGUCAUGCAUCUUUCGCCCCUCGGCCGCAGACCUUGCGGCAUACCCCAACUUUGCUGCAUACAUCGCUACGCCUGAAAUGACAACGCUCUCGUCGCAUCCGCACUCACUCGAUGCUGUGUCGGAGCCUCUGCUCGCUCGUGUCGCUGGCCUCCGCAUUCGCACGCCCAUUCUCCAGUCGGUCACCGGUGCAAAGGGCGUGUACGUCGUCCGUCACGAGCCCAAGGCCUCAAAGUCGUGGUCGGCCUUUGCCGCACAGGCUGCAAAGUACGAUGCCCGGACUCGUCCAAAGGAUCUACCUUUGUCAUCGAGCCCGGCUGCUCGGGAGAGCCCGUCGUCUGCGUCGUCAUCCGCCAACUCGCUGCCCUCGCUCCCGCUCUCCGACGCCCAGAUCAAGGCGCUCGAAGCCCACUUUUGGCGCCGCAUCCGCGGCCGCUCGCCGACAUACGGCGCAGACGUCCCGGGAUCACUCUUUGAGCCGGGCGUUCCGUUCUCGCUCCCCGAGAUGCGCUCGCUACUCAACCACGACGCGCUUGGGACCGACGGCAUGCUCGGCGUCACCACGCCCAUGCUCUACGCCGGCAUGUUUGGCGCCAUGUUUGCCUGGCACCUCGAGGACGCCAACGCGUACUCGGUCAACGCCAUUGUGCUCGGCGCACCCAAGGUUUGGUACGUCGUCCCGCCGUCAGCUCAGCACAAGUUUGAGGUCCUCAUGCGCAAGCUCUUCCCGCGCGAGGCCGACGCCUGCCGCGAGUUUCUCCGCCACAAGUCGUGCGUCGUUGCCCCCUCCGUCCUCGACCGCGAGAACAUCCCCUACACCCGCGUCUAUCACCGCGCCGGCGAGCUCGUCGUCACCCUAGCCGGUGCCUACCACGCCGGCUUCAACUGCGGCCUCAACCUCGCCGAAUCGGUCAACUUUGCUAACGUCGGCUGGCUCGAGCACGCCCUCGCCGCCCGCCCCUGCCUCUGUCGCCCCGACUCGGUCCGCGUCGACGUCUCGCCGCUCUUUGCCCCGCCGCCGCCGCCCUCGGCCUCGCGUAAGCGUCCCCGCUCGGGCCCGCCCUCGCCGCACUCGGUCGCCGCCUCGGCCUCGCUCCCUACCGCCAUCCCUGUUCUCGACGACGACGCCGAAGAGGAAAUCUCUGGAGGUUACAUGCACCCGCGCAAGCGCAAGAAGCACGCCGCCCCGCCCGCAGAGACCGAGGCCGUCGCACUCGCCGCUGCACUCGCCCCCUACCUCCUCUCGCCGCCCUCGCCGCGCGCCCACCUCGGCUCGCCCUCGCACCUCGCCACUCGCCUCUUCAACAUUCUGCCCCUCAUCGCUCCGCUGGCUGCCCUUGUUGCAUCUCCCGCGCCCGAGCUUGACCCCUCGCCGCGCGCUCGCGACGUGCUCUCCGACCCAGCCACCCUCGGCGUCGCCCUCGCCCUCGUCGCUCGCUUCUCGCCCUCCCGCCUCCCACCGUCGUAGCACUCUACUCUGCUUCGCUCCGCUCCUGUUUGUAUUUGAUCGAGCCUUCGAGCCAAGGCCGCUACACCACAUCGGCAUCGUCCGAACCAGACUCGAGGCAAAACGUCGACGCCGACGACGCCGGCCGCGGCGUGGUAGACGAUCCCAGCGCCACGUGCGCGAGCGAGUCCAGCUCAAUGUCGAGUGCGUCAGAGUCGGUAAAGGCCGUGCCCAUCAUCGAGAGCGAGCCCUUGCGCUCGGCAAGAAAGUCGAGCGAGAUGCUGUCCGACC
Thecamonas trahens ATCC 50062 is the source of this 1755-nucleotide messenger RNA. Its product is annotated as JmjC domain-containing histone demethylation protein 3C. NCBI's taxonomy places the organism in Eukaryota, Apusomonadida, Apusomonadidae. Gene Ontology annotation, biological process: chromatin remodeling. The record is from RefSeq and is a predicted model, not a curated record. Bases 1 to 1485 code for a protein of 494 amino acids. Gene Ontology annotation, cellular component: nucleus. Gene Ontology annotation, molecular function: histone H3K9 demethylase activity; histone H3K36 demethylase activity. The transcript has 2 exons.